CUUAUAAAUUUUUCGUUGCACACUCUGUAGUACAAGACCUUCUUUUCUCUCGAUACAGCACCUUCUCACUUUUCUUUGAUCGACCGGCCCUCAUUCAUUCUAUUACUGCCCAAGUCUUUCACCCUAUGCAAUACAAAAUAAUAUGCAUGCUACUUUUAUGUAGCAUAAGUCCAAUGGUGUGGUCGGCUCCCAUUCAAAAACGAGAUGAUAUGAAUACCAACAUCAUGUACCAUUUAUCAGAAAACAUAUCUUCCCAAUUUCAACUAGCGUUACAACCCAAAUUGCGCCAAUUCUCUACCAACGUUCAACGAAACGUAUUUGCCGGUCUUCUUCCACAUGAUAAUGAAUUUGUCGUAGCAUUUUCAAAAAAGAGCGACUUAGACAUACGAAUCUCUGGCACCAUCAAAUCGACGUGGGCCGAUCAAGAAUUAAAAAUCAAAGAAGCUAUUUUCAACGCCUUGAUGCAGACCUAUAAUGAAUCAGAAGAAGCUAUCUCGCAUAUCGAUGAUGCUAUACGUGUUGCUCGGCAAGCUGUUGUAGAGAAAAUAGGAGAAUCCGUCCACGCACACUUGUACGAUUCUCUAAUCUCACAAAACAUCCAACCUCUGGUUGCAACAGCAAUAGGGAAGUCUUAUAACAAUGACAUCGAAGAGCGAAUAGCCAAAAACAUUGAAGGAGUUACAAGCAUAUGGUUAAGACGUUCCAUCGAAAAUGGAUUUUGCGUAGACGCAACCUCUUGCAUCGACUCUGAUUUGGUCAAGUCUAUCUAAAUAGUAUAUCGACCAUCAGCUUAUUCCUAAGGUUUUAAAACUCCUAAGCCCGCCCCUUCCCCUGCUAACAUUUCAAGACCUACCACUGCUCUCCUUCCGCUAUCCUAGAGGCACCUUCCCCCCUUCAAGAUCCCCGUUUCCCUGU
Messenger RNA from Umbelopsis ramanniana AG, 915 nucleotides. RefSeq lists its product as uncharacterized. The record is from RefSeq and is a predicted model, not a curated record. Lineage: Eukaryota; Fungi; Mucoromycota; Umbelopsidomycetes; Umbelopsidales; Umbelopsidaceae. The transcript has 2 exons. The coding region runs from base 126 to 770 and encodes 214 amino acids.